UGGUAGAAACCAUUUUAUUUUUAAAACCUAGAAUGAUGUCAGUUCUUUGUAUAAAGACUAACAAUAUAUAUAUGACACAACUGCCUGAAAUCAUGAGUGGGAAACAAACACUCAUGCAGAAUAGAUAGAUACAUAGUGAACUUACAAUGUGGUGAUCAUCAAAAACAUCUUCACUCUCUCAACACACGUGUGCAAUGCCAACUCUUGCCAUUUCACUCUCCUUCCACAAAGACACGUACACACAAACACUUAUCCACUUCACCAUUUCUGCCCUAUAAAGUCACCUGCUUUCCUUCUGAUAUUUUCCUCUACACACAAACCUAAAAGAUAACCCUCAAACCAACAAUGUUAACUUCUAUGACCAAUGCCGGAAACAAUGGCGGCUCCGGCGGUGGUGGCGGAGGGAGGAGACAGGACCGGAAGACGACGGCGCAGGCGAGUUCGAGAAAAGGGUGCAUGAGAGGGAAAGGCGGACCGGAGAACGCUUCGUGUACGUACAAAGGCGUCCGCCAACGGACGUGGGGAAAAUGGGUGUCGGAGAUCCGUGAGCCAAACCGCGGGAGCCGUGUUUGGCUCGGGACUUUCAACUCUGCUCGGGAAGCCGCGAUCGCGUACGACGCGGCUGCCCGGAGGUUGUAUGGACCCAAUGCCCAUGUCAACCUUCCCGAAGAGACCGCGAACGCGCCUCCUCCGCCGCCUGCAGUUACCGAGGCGGCGAAUGAGGCGCGGUACCACCGCGCGAUGCAACAAAUGAAGAAACAACAGGAGUUUGAACGGCAGAUACAAAUUUACAUGCAACAGCAACAACAACAGCAAAAGAUUAAAGUCGAAAGCGUAACUAUGCCGGAUAUCCCGGAUCUUAAUGCACACACGGUCGGAAACCAUUAUAGAUCAACGGCGGAUAGUUCGAUGGAUCCGAAACCAUCGAACGGAAACCUGACCACCAACUUGCCCGAGUUUGACGACUCGGGUUUGUGGACGGAAGCGGCUUCGACGAUGGACUACCAAUCGCAAGUGAUCGAUCCUGGAAUCGGUGCAUCGACAUUCAAUGAUACAAUUGGCAUUGAAUUGAACCAUCCAUUAAUGGUGUGAUUAUCUUUAUCCGGUGCUUAUUUAACUCGUCGGAAAAGAUUUGGUGGCAAGUUAGUCGUGUCACGUGACACAAUAUAGUGUGAAUACUUGAAAUAAUAAUAGUAUGUAGUAUAUAAUAUUUAUAUUUAUAUGAGAUAAAGGAAGAUACAAAUAUAGAUAUGAUGCAACAGUGUCACGUGAUAUGGGAAUCAUAAAAUGGUAAGUGUUUAUUUCGAGAUAUAUGAUA
Molecule: messenger RNA, 1318 nt
Organism: Helianthus annuus (common sunflower)
Lineage: Eukaryota; Viridiplantae; Streptophyta; Magnoliopsida; Asterales; Asteraceae
Product: ethylene-responsive transcription factor ERF071
Exons: 1
Coding region: 346-1092 (248 amino acids)
Biological process (GO): positive regulation of DNA-templated transcription; response to stress
Cellular component (GO): nucleus
Molecular function (GO): transcription cis-regulatory region binding; DNA-binding transcription factor activity
Source: RefSeq, a predicted model, not a curated record